AAGUUGCCGCCCAAGCUCUCCUCUCUGCCGUCAACCGUGUGUCGUCCAACUGCCACACAACGUUUUGUAGUUGUUGUUGUUGCAAGCUUCGUUCAGCUGGCAGCACAGCUCACAAACACACACACACACACACGCGCACAGCUGCAAGCACAGCUGUGAGCAGUUGACUUGACUUGAGUUGCGUUGCGUUGAGUUGAGUUGGGAGCAGCAAGCAGAGCGACUCAAUUGCUGCCAGCAGAGGCCGCCCCGUCCGCAGAGAGCCCUCGACGGUUGUCGCUGUCUAAUUCAACGUCCAGUCAAGCAGCGGCCGCCGCACGCAACACAACAGCUCUACUCGACACGCACGGAGACGGAACGACGCAAGCAGCAGCAGCAGUAGCCAGCACAUGCAUAGACACAUAAAUGAUUGUGUGUGUGUGUGUGUAUAGAACUUUAACUAAUUCGCAAUUCCUUUUUGGGCAACAAACAAAAUAAUAUUAAAAACAACAACAACUCAACUUUCAAGUGCUGUGCGUAAAUUGUAAAGAGAAGGAAAGAGAGAGCGAGCGAGCGAGCGCGAGGCGGCAGUUUUCGGCUUUUUUAGAAUGUAUUAAAAUUUAAAUGUUUAACUAGAAUAACAAAUUUAGUUGUUGAUACUUUUUGCAAUUAUUUGUUAAACGAGCAAGAGAGAGAGAGAGAGAGCAGUAGUAGAAGACAAGAGACCAUAGCUUCAGUCAGAAAAUUGUGUGCCGUAAAAGAACGUGAAAUAUUUGAAUGCAAGCAAAUCGCAAAUAAUAAAAUAAUAAACUGAUAAAUAAAAUAAUAUAUAUAUAUAGAUAUAUAUAUAUAUACAAAACACACACAAAUACAUACACACAAAAAUCAAAUCAAAUUCUUGUGAUUAAAGUGCAUUUCUAAUACAUAUAUACAUAGAUAUACAUAUAUAUACACCCACACACACCUACACAUAUGUAUAUGUAUUUCACUAUACGCAUCGAAAAAUAACAACAACAAAUAUAACAACCGCUAAGAAAUCGCAGUCAAAACUUUGAAUGCUGCCCAAACAAAUUCCAAUUGGAGUCAACGGCAACGAGUGAGAAAUUCUUAUUUGACUAUGAAGAUGGAAGUGCUAUCGGUACAAUGUCACAUUCAGGAACAAUUCGGCGGCAUUGGGGCAACAAAAGUAAAAGACUGGACGAGUCCGCUAACGGCACCAGCAACUGCAACGGCAACGGCAGCGGCAGCCGCAGAGGUGAACGUGGCUGACGUGGACAUUGUCGACGUGGACGUGGAUGUGGAUGUGGACGUAGACGCUGAUGUUGUGGAUGGCCAUCCAGCGUCUGUGCUGCAUAUGCGUCAGCAUCAGGCGCUCAACACACGGCCGCGCCUCUCCUCGGCGUCAGCCUCGGCCACAUCGGCGGCCGCCAAACCGCCCGCAUCCCCCAUGGCGGCCAGCUUUGAUAUGCUCAACGGGGGCAGCGCCGUCGCCGCAUAUAUGUCGAACGUUCUGCAGGCAGGGCCGCCGCCUACGCUGCCCGCCUCGCCGCUGCAGUCGACGUCAGCGGCACGCUUCGGCGCCAUUGACAAUCUGGACGAUGUGAACCCGGCUGCUGUGCAGGAGCUUUCGCAGCAGCUGCAGGCCAAGCUGCGCGACGCCAAAAGCCAGCAUCUCGACUGCACCGAGGUCACGCUGCCCAACAAUUUGAUGUCGCGCAUUGCCGCCGAAAUAAUACGCAUGUCGGAGCGGGAGCCGUGCGGCGAGCGGGCUUGCACCAUAUUCAUAGAGUUCGAGAGCGAGCCGAACAACGUCAGGCGCAUUGCCUCGUUCAAGGUGGACCCGGAGACGGUCUCCAUAUUUGAGCUUUAUCUGACGCUGAAGCAGGACAAGAGCGGCUGGACCUCCCUUCUGCCGCAGUUUCUCAAAAAUUUAACGCGCAGCAAUACGAUUAUGAUCAGUCCCGAUUUUACUUUGACCAAGAACAAGCUCUACUCGCCGAGUAGAGGCAGCAUCAUAUGAGGCAAAUGGAAGGCGUAGACGUGGGUGUGGGCGUGGGCGUGGCGAAAAAAGGGCGCUGCACUCGACUCAUUACACAAUCCCUCCGAAUAAGUAAAUGGUGAACAAGAAAAACAAGCAGAAGAAGAACAACAGCUGCAGCAGAGCCUAUGAAGAACCUCACGUCUGCGUCUCCAUCGAAACCCAUCCAAAAACAAAAUAUUUAAAUAAUAAUAUAAUAUUAACAAAAAAAAAACAACCCAUAAAGAGGCAAACUUUGGACCACAAUUCAACACAACUCCUGCAAAAUCAACAAAUCAACUCAACAAAGAAGUCGAAGAAGAAGAAGAAGAGGAUUAAAAACAAACCCAACCACAAUUAUGUAUUUUGAGAACUAAAAAUCCUAAAACAAAUCAACUGCAGUUGCAGGCAACUCAAAACUCUUAUUGGACUGACUUUUUGGCUUAUAAGAAAAAAAAGGAACUUUUUGAAAAAAACAAAAUCAAACAAAAACAAUACACAAAAUAUUGCAAAUAUUGUUAAAAAACAAAAAAAAAAAAAAACAAAAAAAAGGAAACUAAAAACAAAAUAACGGUUGUCGGUUAUCCGUUUUUAAACACAAAAGCAAAAAGGCAAAAACAAAACCUACCCAAAUUGUAUGAGAAAAGAGAGUAUUAAUCGUAUAAGCUAUGUAUGAGAGUAUGUGUGUAUCAGCUGAGAGAGAGAGAGAGCGAGAGGGAGAGAGAUGAGCAAAUACAAAUUUCUAUAUAGUAGUUGAUCAUAUAUAUAUAUGAUAUAUGGAAUAUGUAUGUAUGUUUUUCUUCACGAUCUUAUUAGGCUAUAAAAACUCUAUAUGAAAUAUAUAUACAUACAUAUAUAUUUAAGGGAAGAACAGAGCAAACAAUAAGGCAAACAAGUUGAGCAGAAGAAGAAGAAGAGGCAGAGCAGAAGAUGUAGAAGCAGAGUAGAGAAGAAGCAGCUGCAAACAACAAAAUAAAUAUAUAAAAAAAAACAAAGUUGAUGUGAUAUUAUAUAAUAAUUAUGAAUAUUAAGACACAAAUACAAAUACA
Drosophila montana is the source of this 3042-nucleotide messenger RNA. RefSeq names its product charybde (gene chrb). The transcript has 4 exons. The record is from RefSeq and is a predicted model, not a curated record. The coding region runs from base 1094 to 1996 and encodes 300 amino acids. Lineage: Eukaryota; Metazoa; Arthropoda; Insecta; Diptera; Drosophilidae. Gene Ontology annotation, biological process: negative regulation of signal transduction; regulation of TOR signaling; apoptotic process. Gene Ontology annotation, cellular component: cytoplasm.